Cheilinus undulatus (humphead wrasse) is the source of this 1305-nucleotide messenger RNA. Its product is annotated as alpha-2,8-sialyltransferase 8E-like. NCBI's taxonomy places the organism in Eukaryota, Metazoa, Chordata, Actinopteri, Labriformes, Labridae. Gene Ontology annotation, biological process: N-glycan processing; oligosaccharide metabolic process. The transcript has 8 exons. Gene Ontology annotation, molecular function: alpha-N-acetylneuraminate alpha-2,8-sialyltransferase activity. The coding region runs from base 1 to 1305 and encodes 434 amino acids. The record is from RefSeq and is a predicted model, not a curated record.
AUGAGGGGACAGGUCUCUCUGCUGGUAACUUUCCUAUUUUUGGGGAGCCUGCUGACCAAUGUCGUCUGGUACGGCUUCCAGGACGGUGAUGUGAUCCUUCGCUCUCCGGCUCCUCAGAGGCAACGCCCUCCUAAGACCUAUGAAAUCUGCGAAGGCUGCAAGGAGCUCAUUGAGAAAAUAAUGCAGCGUUACUCUGAAACCUGGCAGAGACAGGACGACGUUUACCAAAGAUUCAGAGCUCAGCUGAGAAGUCAGUGCAACGGUUUUGACAACGCCAUCCUCACCCAGGCCAACGCUCCGGUGGGAUUUGAGAUUGUUGUUAACAGGAAGAAGAAGAAGAAGACCGUUGAGGUGACCCGAGAGCUCUUCAGCCUCCUUGCAAAGGAGCAUCCUUUCUUAAAUAAAACAUGGGACACGUGUGCUGUUGUUGGGAACGGAGGGAUUCUGGAGGACAGCCGCUGUGGACAGAAGAUCGAUUCAGCUCAGUUUGUCAUCAGGUGCAACCUUCCUCCUUUAGAAGACGGUUAUGAGAAGGAUGUUGGUACCAAGACAAGCCUGGUGACAGCAAACCCAUCCAUCUUUGAAGAGAGAUAUGAAUCUCUGAUGACGCUUCGCCGUCCGUUUAUGGAGAAACUACGUACUUACGGUAACGCUUUGCUGCUUCUUAACCCGUUCCAUGCAGCCCGCUACACAGCCAUAACGCUGAGAGCAGCUUACACCAUUAGUGACUUUGGGGGUCCCACCCGGCCUGCCUUAUUAAACCCCGACUACCACAUCAAUGUCACCAACUUCUGGCUGAAGCAAAGUCUAAAUGAAUUGCGGCUGAGCACAGGGUUACUGAUGGUGAGUUUGGCCCUUGAACUCUGUGACAACGUGCUCGUGUACGGAUUCUGGCCCUUCAGUAAUCACCCCCAUGGACUCCAUAACCUGAAGCACCACUACUACGAUGACAAACCACCUAGCACAAAAUACCACGCCAUGCCUGACGAGUUUGAGUUCCUGCUGCAGCUGCACAGUCAGGGGGUGCUCAAGCUUCAUCUAGGGGAAUGCCGACCUGGGAAACAGACAGUGAAGGGGGGGUCUGUGAAGCGGGAGUUUGAGAAGCAGGAAGAGCUGCGGCGCUCGGCCAUGCGUGCUGUCGCCGCCCUGCUGGCCAUCCCCGAGGUGGAACGGAGCCCCAGUAUGGCCGACUUCGCCAACCAGAUCAGAACCAAUGCUGACAUGGCGUCCAUCUACCAGAGCAUCCAGGGAGGGGAGGGAGGGGGUUUGCCCCUGCAGAGAGCAUGGACACAAGCUAGACUGUGA